UGCAGAAUAAUGUGAAGAAAACUUGAGUAAUAUUCUCGUGACCUCCUAUUUACAUUAACAGUUUGCCGCACCUUGACAUCUAACGUCUUGUUUUCCCAGACAUGGCCUCUGCACUGUCUGCAGAUCAGUUUCGCUGCUGCAUCUGCCUGGGCUGCUUCAGGAACCCCACCUCCAUCCCGUGUGGACACAACUUCUGCCUGGAGUGCAUCAAGCGCUUCUGGGACACGGGACACAAGUCGGUGUGUCCCAUCUGCAAAGAGGUCUUCAAGAACCGCCCGGAACUCAGGAUCAACGUCGGCUUAAGAGACAUCACCAGCAACUUCGUGAGGUCUCGGAAGAACAAACUGAAACCCAAGCCGAUCCAGAAACAAUUCUCCGAGACCCACGUCCUCUGCGACAGCUGCCAGGGAGACAAGCCCCCGGCGGUGAGGUCGUGCCUCGACUGCCGGAAGUCCUUCUGUGAAAGUCACCUGGCUCCUCACCGCGGGGAUCCCGGGCUGACGGGGCACCGACUCACGGAACCGGGCGCCUUCGCUCAUCUCUGUGGAAGUCACCACAAGCUCCUGGAGAUGUUCUGCAAGGACGACCAGACGCCUGUGUGUGUGAAGUGCGUCUCGAGGGACCACAGACGUCACAGCACCGUCCCCAUCAAGAAGGAGAGCAGGAGGAUCAAGACUCAGAUCAGGAAAAUGGAGGACGAGUUUCAACAGAUGAUCCAGACCAGAAUCCAGAAGGUUGAGGAGAUCAGGAACUCGGUGGAGCUGUGCAAAACACAGACAGACCGGGAGAUCCAGACCAGCGUCCAGGUCUUCACCAUGGUGAUCAGCGCCAUCGAGAGGAACCAGGCUCAGCUCAUCGAGGAGAUCGAGAAGAAGCAGGAGGAGGCCGAGGAGCGAGCGGAGGAGCUUCUCAAGGAGCUGGAGCAGGAGGUGGAGGAGCUGCAGAGGAGACGCGGCGAGCUGCUGCUCCUGGAGAACACCGAGGAUCCUUUUCACCUCCUGCACUAUUUCCCCCCCCUGAGCGCCCCGCUGCCCUCCAGAGACUGGUCCCAGGUCAGAGUCCACUCCGACCUCUACAUCGGGACGGUGAGGAGGGCCUUCUCCAAACUGGUGGACACCUGCCACGACCUUGAGAAGAAGCUGUCUUCAGACGAAAUGUCCAAGAUAAGUCAACAUGCAGUGGACGUCACUCUGGAUCCGGUGACGGCCUCCAGUUGGCUCAUUCUGUCCGCUGACGGAAAAAAGGUGAGUCUCAGCAGCCAGAGGAGGCCCUCGCUCCCUGACGCCCCCCGCAGGUUCGACUCCUGCGUCUCCGUCCUGGGGGAACAGAGCUUCACCUGCGGGAGACGCUACUGGGAAGUUCAGGUUGGGGAUAAAACGGACUGGGACCUGGGCGUGGCCCGAGAGUCCAUCAACACCAAGGGGGCCAUCACGGUGCGUCCCGACAGCGGCUACUGGGCGAUCUGCCGGCGCAAGGGGGGCAGCCUGAGCGCCUGCACCAGCCCCUGCAUCACCCUCAAGCUCCAGGAGACCCCGCAGAAAGUGGGCAUCUUCCUGGACUACGAGGAGGGCUCGGUGUCCUUCUACGACCCGGACGCAAAGACUCACAUCUUCACGUACAGCUGGUGCUCGUUCAGCGAGCCGCUCUACCCCUACUUCAACCCCUGUCUCCAGGACAAUGGGAAGAACACCGCCCCCCUGGUGAUCUGUGGUGUGGAGUGUCUGCUGCAGAUGAUGAGGAUAAACCGACCCAUCAACAUGUCAACGCCAACAGUCAGGACCGUGACUUCUGUCGCCUUCGAGGAGCAGUUCAAGUGCUGCAUCUGCCUGAACAUCUACACCGACCCGGUCUCCACCCCGUGUGGACACAACUUCUGCCUCCACUGCAUCGAAGGCUACUGGGACACGAAGGGCAAGUCCGACUGUCCGCUGUGCAAGCAGACGUACAGGAAGCGCCCGGAGCUCAGGAUCAACCGGGAGUUUGCAGAAAUCAUUGAAUUCAUUAAAAGGUCUUUGUCGCUCAGAGCCGCAGAAGAAGAGGCUGACGAGUCUCUAGAGGAACCAAAGCAACGCUGUGACACUGACAAAGUUCCCUGUGACAUCUGCCACAGGAAGAAGUCCACGUCGGUCAGCUCGUGUCUCGUGUGCCAGGCGUCGUACUGUGAGAUCCACCUCACGCCUCACCUGAUGGUGCCGGCGCUGCAGAGACACCGGCUGACGGAUCCGGCCACGUUCACCAGCAGCCACCUCUGCAGGAACCACAACCAGCCGCUGACCAUGUUCUGCAAGAAAGACCAGAUGCCGGUGUGUGGGAAGUGCACGACCGGGAGCCAUAAAUACCACGAGGUCGUGCCCAUGGAGAAGGAAAGCAAGAGGGUCAAGUCUUAUCUCAGGGCUACGAAGGCCAACGUUCAGCAGAUGAUCCAGGCCAGGCUCGGGAAAAGGGAGGAGAUCCUAAACUCAGUCGAAAUCAGCAAAAAAAUCACAGAGAGGGAGAUCGAGAGCAGUGCUCAGGUCUGCGCCCUGCUGACCAGCGCCAUCCGGAGGCAGGAGGUGGUGCUGGUGCAGGAGCUGAAGAGGAGGCAGGAGGAGGCCGAGAGGACGGCCAAGCAGACGCUUCACGAGCUGGAGCAGGAAAUCAACGAGCUGCAGGCGAGGGGCAGCGAGCUGCAGCACCUGGAGCUCACUCAGAACCCGCUUCACCUCCUGCAGGGCUUCCCGUCUCUCAGCAGCCCCCCGUCCACCAGAGAGUGGUCCGAGGUCCUGGUCCACGCUGACAACUGCCUGGGGACGGUGAGGAGAGCCGUCUCCGCUCUGGUGGAGGUUUGUCAGGAAGUCGCCGACAGACUCUCAGCAGAAGAGACAGACAAGAUGAAUCAAUAUGCAGUGGAUGUGACUCUGGAUCCUGAGACUGCGUCCGCCUGGCUGCUUCUGUCUCCAGAUGGAAAGAAGGUGAGCCUCAGCAGCCAGAAGAAGACGACGCUACCAAACAACCCUCAGCGCUUUGACACCUGCGUCUGUGUUCUGGGGAAACAGAGCUUCACGUGUGGGAGGAGCUACUGGGAGGUUCAGGUUGGAGAUAAAACGGACUGGGACCUGGGUGUGGCCAGAGAGUCCAUUAACAGAAAGGGAACCAUCACGGUGCGUCCGGACAGCGGCUACUGGGCGAUCUGCCGGCGGAAGGGAGGCAGCCUGAACGCCUGCACCGCCCCCUCCAUCACCCUCCACCCCCAGGACACCCCCCAGAAGGUGGGCAUCUUCCUGGACUACGAGGAAGGAUUGGUGUCCUUCUACAACGCGGAGACAAAGACUCACAUCUACACGUACAGCGGCUGUUCUUUCGACGAGCCGCUGCACCCCUACUUCAAUCCCUGUGUGCAAGAGGACGGGAAAAACACAACUCCACUGGUGGUCUGUCCUCUGGAGACAAGCACCAGGGCUGGACUGGAACUAAUCAUCCAGUCAAAUGUGUAGUUUGUGAUGCGAUGGAAUAAUGCUAACCCAUGAGAAAAUGUUCCUAUGGAGCAACUUUAUUGACCUGUUGUGGUCUCGAUUUUGUGUUGAUUUAUUGUACUGUUAUAGUAUCUGUGUGACACUGACCUGCAACAGGUCCAUCUCCGUCAACACUAGAAAUGCACCAGAGAUUAGAAUAAUGUAAAUAAUGUCACUACUUCAACACUUCAAUAUUUCACCAGGGAAGUUCUUAAAAUAUUGAAAUCCUCAUGGAGUUAUAGCUAGCUAGUUCAUACAGCGAGCUAUAUGUAGCUAAAUUGCUAAGCCCCGCCCCUUGCGAAAACAAGUUUUGCGAUAGCAGCCAUGUUGUUUUCCCAACAAUCCAAACCCCAAAGUUUGUACUUGUUGUCCUGUUUACAACAAGUUAAGACUUUGAUCCCUGCUGUCACUUUGAUAAAGAGUGUUGCCCAACUUGUGUAUAUAAAUGUACAGAAUAUAUUUUUUUAUAUGUUUGUCAUCAUUUAAAAUCCACGUCCCAAAUGUGUGACGAAUAAAAACUGAAGAUAAAAGAUUGUGUCUAAAAAAUAAAUUGCGACCUGUUUGUCUUUUA
Molecule: messenger RNA, 4062 nt
Organism: Platichthys flesus (European flounder)
Lineage: Eukaryota; Metazoa; Chordata; Actinopteri; Pleuronectiformes; Pleuronectidae
Exons: 19
Coding region: 102-3473 (1123 amino acids)
Molecular function (GO): zinc ion binding; protein binding
Source: RefSeq, a predicted model, not a curated record